AUGGCUGAGAUGUGCGAAAGCCGACCACUCAUAGACACCUUUCCAGAAAUUGCAGACAACCACUUCAACAGCCUGAUAUUGGCGCUGUGGGGCUUUUCGCAGGACUACAGUUACCUGGGCUUGCGAGGCAAGUUGGCUCAUCUCAGACAUGUGUCGGUCGUUGUCAUCAGCGGUCGCUUCACAUCUUCUGAGACCGACGAGGUCAAGUGGGCGAUUGCACAUUUCCAGCCUCGGUUGCGAGACAGCAUCAGAGUGCCGACCGAAGGGUUCGAGUACGUGAACGCGAUUGGAGCGGCCCGCCUUGCGGAGGUUGUCACCGACUUCGAGCUGGCCGAGCAUGAUGCGUGGAGACAUGAGGAGAUUUCACUGCAGUCAAUGCCGUACGGGGAAGAUUCGUGGGAUCUUGAAAGCAGCAGACGUUAG
This is a messenger RNA of Cyphellophora europaea CBS 101466, 423 nucleotides long. RefSeq lists its product as uncharacterized. The transcript has a single exon. The record is from RefSeq and is a predicted model, not a curated record. Lineage: Eukaryota; Fungi; Ascomycota; Eurotiomycetes; Chaetothyriales; Cyphellophoraceae. The coding region runs from base 1 to 423 and encodes 140 amino acids.